GAUCUCCAGUAAAUGUUAUGCAAAAUUCCCAUGACCAUGUCAAUGACCACAUCCCUCACCAUUCCCUUGACCACUUCCAUGGCCGCUACCCUGACCCUGGCCGCUUCCCUGACCGCUGCCCUGGCCCUGACCACUUCCCUGACCGCUUCCCUGGCCCUGGCCGCUUCCCUGGCCAUAACCGCUUCCCUGACCACUUCCCUGGCCCUGGCCGCUACCCUGGCCACUGCCCUGACCGCUACCCUGGCCGCUACCCUGGCCAUAACCGCUUCCCUGGCCCCGGCCGCUGCCCUGACCGCUACCCUGGCCGCUGCCCUGACUGCUACCCUGGUCCUGGCCGCUUCCCUGGCCAUAACCGCUUCCAUGGCCGUUACCCUGACCCUGGCCGCUUUCCUGACCAUGGCCGCUUCCCUGGCCAUAACCGCUUCCAUGGCCGUUACCCUGACCCUGGCCGCUUUCCUGACCAUGGCCGCUUCCCUGGCCAUAACCGCUUCCCUGGCCAAUCACAAACCUGAGGCUUGUACCCUCAA
Messenger RNA from Sinocyclocheilus rhinocerous, 527 nucleotides. Its product is annotated as tetra-peptide repeat homeobox protein 1-like. The record is from RefSeq and is a predicted model, not a curated record. Bases 18 to 512 code for a protein of 164 amino acids. The transcript has 2 exons. Lineage: Eukaryota; Metazoa; Chordata; Actinopteri; Cypriniformes; Cyprinidae.